ACAGAACAGAAGAGCGCUUUGUCCCCAGGGAAAGAAGCUAUUUCAGACUUAACUAAGGAAUCAUCUAACAUGUUUCAACAAUCCCUACUGUUUCUCUGUUUGUUUUAAAGAUAUCACUGUGAUUUUGUUUCAUUUGCAACUGGAGACUAAAUGACACCAAGCAGAAUCUGCUGUUAGGUUAGAUUACAAGGAUACUUUGAGACACACUAAAACAUGCAGGCUACAUCAUUAGUCCAUUAUUUCCUGCUUGUGUCUCUGUGCAUUGAUUUUUGUCAAAAUGAAACCAGUGCACCUCUCCGGAGGCCAAGGAGAAGAAUGCGCUCCCGAGGACUGAGAAGGGGCAACUCUGCAGGGCACAGGUCCCCCAGACAGCCAAGGACGAAGCUGCCAGCUCCUGUUGCUGUAGGACCCAGCAUACCUCUUAUUAAUAUUGAUGACAGUGUUAUGGGAGUGUUUGACUCUCUCAUAGGUGUGGGAGGACAAGAAUCUAGUUACAGUGUCUUACCAGGAAAGAAUGGGCACUGCACAGCUAAUGGGAUGAUUCUGUAUGAUAAAGCCGUCUGGUCUCCCAAGCCCUGCAUUACCUGUCUCUGUUCAAAAGGAGAAGUGAUAUGUGAUACAACCAUGUGCCACCCUCUGAAAUGUCCCCAAACUAUGAUACCUGCUGGAGAAUGCUGCCCAGUUUGUUCUGAUACUGCCUCCUCUUUGGAUUCAAGUAUUAUUUCACUGGAUGACAUAAGUGAGUUGUCUGGUGAUUCUCCAGAACCCAGUGACCUUGACAACACCAAUGUAUUGUCAUCAGCACCUACUCAAACUGAAAAAGAUGAACUGCUUAGAACAGAAGUGGUAGACUUUAAAGAGAAAGAGGGUCGUAAAAAGGGUGAAAAGAAAAGAAAAAGGAAAGGCAAAAGAAAUCGACAGAAGUUUAAAGCCUAUCGCAGAGGAAAGAAACCUGUGACAAGAAAGGGAGCUGCAGAAGAAGAAAUACAGUAUGAAAGUGAUGAAGAUGACGGUACUUUCAGAAUGCCAUCUCAUUUCCCCAUUCCUGUUCCACCCAUAGAAGCUCCUCCUUUGCCAGCUGGAUGUUCCACCUCUGACACCACAGUAAGCUGUAUUAAUGCCAAACUUACACAAAUACCACCAAUCUCAGAUCCAGAUCUAACUAGUCUAGACCUUACAGGAAAUAGCAUCACUACUAUCUCAGAUGAAGCAUUCAAUGGGAUACCUAAUUUGGAAUGGAUUGAUCUGAGUAAAAAUAAUAUUACAUCUCCUGGAAUAGGUCCACAAGCAUUCAAGAUCCUGAAGAAGCUAAAACGUUUGUAUUUGGAUGGAAAUAUGCUGGUACAUAUUCCCUCUGAAUUGCCAUCAACUUUGGAAGAAAUAAAAAUAAAUGACAACCACCUUCAUGCCAUUGAUGAAGAUGGCUUACAAGAUUUAAAGAACUUGGUCACCUUGGAAUUAGAAGGAAAUAAACUUAGUGAAGCAAAUGUCAGUCCUUUGGCCUUUUAUCCUUUGAAAAGUCUCUCCUAUUUGCGACUGGGAAGAAAUAAAUUUAGAAUUAUCCCACAAGGUCUUCCUGCCACUCUUGAGGAGUUAUACCUUGAAAACAACCAAAUUGAAGAAGUGUCAGAAAUUUGCUUUAAUCAUACAAGAAACAUAAAUGUCAUUGUGUUAAAGCAUAACAAAUUAGAAGAGCACAGAAUAGCACCUUUGGCUUGGAUAAACCAAGAGAACUUGGAAUCAAUUGAUCUCUCCUAUAAUAAGUUAUAUCAUGUUCCUUCCUAUCUGCCAAAAUCUUUACUACAUCUGAUACUUAUAGGAAAUCAGAUUGAAAGAAUUCCAGGAUAUGUCUUUGGUCACAUGAAGCCAGGGCUGGAGUAUCUCUACCUGUCCUUUAACAAACUCACUGAUGAUGGAAUAGAUCCAGUAUCAUUUUUUGGAGCAUAUCACUCUCUGAGAGAGCUGUUUUUGGAUCACAAUGAAUUAAAGUCUGUACCAUUUGGAAUUGAUGAAAUGAGAAAAUUACGUUUUCUAAGACUGAACAAUAACAAAAUAAGGACAGUCCCUCCAGAACGCAUCUGCAGGACUCAUACCAAUGAUGAUGAUGUUCAUGAGAACAGUGAAGAGGAGGAGAAUGAAGAGUCACGCUUGGAACAUGUUCAUCUUGAAAACAACUAUAUCAAUACAAGACAGCUAUCACCACAUGCAUUUUCAUGCAUAAGAUCCUACUGCAGUGUGGUUCUUAAGCCACAGAAAACCAAAUAAACACCCCACUUCUGCACUGCAAUCCCUAUCUCUAGAAACACAGCUUUAUUUAUUCCCUGCUACUAACAAGUCUGCUUACUUCUGAUUUAAACCCUUCUUACUGCUUAAAUAAGAUACGGUAUAUUAUAUACUGAAGGUAGUAGUGUAUUUCUUAACGUUGUUUCAUUAUAAAAACAUUAAAUGUAAAAACAAAAGCUCAAAAUUAUGUCAUAAUUCAGGAUUAAGUCAUCACUCUACUUAAACACAAUAGAUCAAACAGUGCCUCCAGAUAUACCUCAAGAAUUUGGAAUGUAGGAUUUUAGAAAGGAAUAUAAACUAAAUCCUCAAACUGGUCCUGUCAUACCUAACUGAAUUGAAAACUUUUUGAAUGGUACCAUCAGCUUUAAGAAUGAUACAAAUAAAAGUCCUUCAGCCUUGCUACAUUCUAGCAGUGCAAGGAUCAAAUUUAAACUAUAAAUGGUACUGAAUUUUCUACCAAGAAUUUUGCAGUGAUAAAUUCUUUAACUGAAAUUUCACAGGAAAAAACAUGUUAAAUUGUUUGUUUUCGAGAGAUGACCCUAAAACCUCAUCAGAUUCUGUGUUUGAAUAGAGGAAGCUAGAGGAAUACACAAUUAAUUUCUAUAUGAUUUUUUUUUUUUUGAUUUUUUUUUUUUUAAAGAGAGGUAGGUCCCAUUCAGUUGUACAAUAGUUAGGUUUGUUAGCUUUUUACACUGUAGAGGAUCAGGAUCAUGUUGCCCAUUUAGGGGACUAAAUGGACUUUGUCAAAACUAUAAAAUAUUGAGUUAGUGGUUAUUUGAAAGCUUCUAGAGAGUCACAGAUCACCACUUCAGGGACAAUGUUGAUAAAGCAGUUUCAGUAAUACAUGAAGGUUGGAUCAGAUGACCCUCGACAUCCCUUCCAACCUGGUAUUCUACAAUUCUCUGAUUUGAUACGAAUGCCUGCUUAGGCAUACAAUAGUAAGUGUUUACAAACCAAUUUUUGUUUCCCUAGAAAGGAGUUCAGUCUCUUGAAGAAAAGAAGCAUUAUUAACACUCCACUCCAGUUUUUAAUAUUAUUUCCUAAAGUGCCAAAAUUUUGAUUAAAAGUAGUUACUAUUUCUAUUUUAAAUAAUUUCAAUAAAAAUUGAAAGUAAUUCUCACAUAUUUCAUAUUUCUUGAUUCCUGCAGUCCUUUCCUAUAAGAGUAAGGUGGUGGUAGGAAAUGAUUACAGAUCACUGGCAAGUCAAUAUCCUUCACGCAAAUACUUUCCGCUUUCUCCUGGGCCAUUCUGUGAUGUAUAAUAUAAUAUACACUCUAUUUUCUUCAGUGCUGUAGCUAUGCUGCUUAACCAUUUCUUCUCCAGAAUGGACCAGAACAAAGGAUGAAAUGGCUUAAUAAAGGGUUUGACUUUUUUAAAGGCAUAUAACAGCUGUAAGCAACUGCACACCCUAACUUAUAAAGACAUUAACUACUGAACUGUAACUUUAUUGCCCUCACUCUGGAAGCGCAGGUUUCACCUUGCGUAUCCCACACAUCCCAAUCUACUGCCAACAGACAUGUCACAUAAUGAGGAUGCGCACUCUGUUCACACAACAUUUAACAGUGAAGGAUCUUCACACAAUUUUUUAGCCUAUAAUAGACAGCAUAUAUGAACACGUGAAUAUUGUUUUCUCUGAAACUGUACAAUCAUG
Messenger RNA from Athene cunicularia (burrowing owl), 3934 nucleotides. RefSeq names its product extracellular matrix protein 2 (gene ECM2). Bases 214 to 2265 code for a protein of 683 amino acids. Gene Ontology annotation, biological process: positive regulation of cell-substrate adhesion; extracellular matrix organization. The record is from RefSeq and is a predicted model, not a curated record. Gene Ontology annotation, cellular component: extracellular matrix. NCBI's taxonomy places the organism in Eukaryota, Metazoa, Chordata, Aves, Strigiformes, Strigidae. The transcript has 10 exons. Gene Ontology annotation, molecular function: heparin binding; protein binding; collagen V binding.